Callorhinus ursinus (northern fur seal) is the source of this 2348-nucleotide messenger RNA. RefSeq names its product neuronatin (gene NNAT). Gene Ontology annotation, cellular component: cytoplasm. Gene Ontology annotation, biological process: brain development; positive regulation of insulin secretion. The record is from RefSeq and is a predicted model, not a curated record. Lineage: Eukaryota; Metazoa; Chordata; Mammalia; Carnivora; Otariidae.
UUUUUUUUGCUCUGCGGGGCAGAUGAUCCCUAAGUUAGGUUUUCCUGGUUUUCCACCCGUGCCCAAGGUGGGGUCCUGGUGUGCCACUGGACACUGGGCUCGAAUUUGCAGGCCACAGCUCCGAGGAGUUCCGUGCCAAAAGGCGUGCACCCCCUACUCCAGCCCUUUGCUCUACUCAAGAGUUGCAGUUCCCCUCCAUUUUACACUAAAAUUCAAAAGCGGGCACAGCGGAAUCUUCUGGAAAGGGGCUAAGAUGGAACUCAGGAGGCGGGGGUCGGUGUGGAAAGAGCAGAUGGAUUAUUUUUUCCUCUGCUGGCGAAUGAGGAGCGCCCCCGGCCACCCCUCCUCAAUGGACACCCCCAAACGCGCAUGCGCACUUGGCUGGCGGGCGGAUACUUAAGGCGCGGCCACCGCGGCUGCGGCAGUGCGCCCAACAGCGGACUCCGAGAGAUCGGCGGACCUUGCCGAACCACGCACGCUCUCAACCACUCACCCACCACUCUUGGAACCAUGGCGGCAGUGGCGGCAGCCUCAGCUGAGCUGCUCAUCAUCGGCUGGUACAUUUUCCGCGUGCUGCUGCAGGUGUUCCUGGAAUGCUGCAUUUACUGGGUAGGAUUCGCUUUUCGAAAUCCUCCAGGGACACAGCCCAUUGCGAGAAGUGAGGUGUUCAGGUACUCCCUGCAGAAGCUGGCGUACACGGUGUCGAGGACCGGGCGGCAGGUGCUGGGAGAGCGCCGGCAGCGAGCCCCCAACUGAGGCCCCAGCCCCCAGCCCUGGGCGGCCUUGUCACCAGGUGCUCCUGUGCUUCUCGGCCAGCAUGGGAGCCAGUGCCGCGCAGGAAUGGGGGGUCCCCUGUGCUCUCUCGCCAGAGGAGCAUUUGCCAAGGUCAGUGAGGGGCCGGUAGGCCCCCGGAGAAGCAGCACCGACAAUGACGACAAUACCAGAUCCCUUCCAAACCCCUUUGCACCCCUCCAACUGCUGGGCGGGGUAGAGGGAGGAGGGGGGGUGGGGGGAGCAUACCCCUGAGAUCUGGGCACAGGCAAUGCAUUCUGAUCUGGACCAAGUCGGGACAGUGCCAUCCCAGCCCUGCAGCCACGGCCAUGCCAACAGGCCCCACCACAGAGAUCCUGACAACCGCACCAGCCAGCAGAAUGGACAUUCCAGCAUCACCAGCCGAAGCCCUGAACCCCGAUGCAGCAGACAAGGCACCAGCUGCGUGCCUCUGUGGCGGGACUUGAGGGCGAGAGUGAGGGAGGAGGGGUAAGAAACAGAGUGGGGCCCGCUCACUGUCCCUCGCCAACAACUCAUGCAUUCCAGCCUUGCUGCCUUUGCUCCCUCAAUUCCCUCCCCCCCCCACGGCCUCCUGAGCCCACCCCAAAGAAAUGUCACUCAAUUUGGACCUAUUCAACCAGUAAAUGAUCCCAUCUUCACUAAAACACCUUCUCCAAGCCCCCAGCCCCUCACUGAUCUUGCUUUCCCUGGUCUCACGCAGUUGUGGUCAAUAUUGUGGUAAUCGCUAAUUGUACUGAUUGUAUAAGUGUGCAUUAGUUGUGUCUCCCCAGCUAGAUUGUAAGCUCCUGGAGGACAGGGACCACCUCUACAAAAAAAUAAAAAACCAGUACCUCCCCCAUCUCGCACCGUGUCCCAGGACCCUGCGGGGUGGUGGAGGUGCACCAAAAAGCUGUCUCUUGUGACUUCAUUUGCGGCUUCAACACAUACUUCUUAAGACUGGGCUGGUGCACCAUUGUUGGGGUGGGGGAACAAAGGGGGAAUAAGCUGGGACCCUCACACACCCAGUUCCAUCUUCACUUAACACUGUUCUGAGAGAUAAAGGAACGCUUCCCCACCCCAAAAAGAAACGUCUACAUCUUUUGUGGUCUCAGAAUAAAAGACCACUUACCCUCCCCAGAGCGGGUGGAUGCCUUCACUUGUCCUGGAACACGGGACCUUGGCAGGAAAGAUGGGAGGAGGUAAGAAAGGUGGGAAUAACCCUCACGAUGGGGUACUAUAGACCAAGGAAGUGAUUCAGGACUUCAGAACACAGAGCUUUAGCUCCAUCUAGGAGCCCCAAGGAAAUGAGCACUGGGCAGGGUGGGCACUGGCUGAUAAUGAGUAUCGGAUAAGAGGUGUGGUGUGGUGCCUCCCCUGCCCAGCUUAUCCCUCCAGGCCCUAUAACCCCUACCAGGACCACGACAAGGGCAUUCUGCCCUGCCUUACUACUCUCCAGGUCUCCUCCCUGACACCCAGGAACCUCUCUCUAGCUCUCCCCAUUAGUGGGUUCUCCACUUCUGGCAUUAGCCUCAAUAUUCUUAGGGGUGCUUACCAGGUCCCUGGCCCUGGGCUCUCUC